Pelobates fuscus (common spadefoot toad) is the source of this 930-nucleotide messenger RNA. Its product is annotated as olfactory receptor 2D3-like. NCBI's taxonomy places the organism in Eukaryota, Metazoa, Chordata, Amphibia, Anura, Pelobatidae. The record is from RefSeq and is a predicted model, not a curated record. The transcript has a single exon. The coding region runs from base 1 to 930 and encodes 309 amino acids. Gene Ontology annotation, molecular function: G protein-coupled receptor activity; odorant binding; olfactory receptor activity. Gene Ontology annotation, biological process: G protein-coupled receptor signaling pathway. Gene Ontology annotation, cellular component: membrane.
AUGGAUAAUGGGAAUGCCAGUAGGGUGACAGAACUCAUUCUCCUUGGACUUUCCACAGAUCCCGGAGUACAAAUCCUGCUAUUCGAAGUCUUCCUUAUUGUCUACUUGGCCACACUGGCUGGAAACAUUAUUCUCAUUGUGGCAGUAAAAACGGACAAACGUCUGCACAGCUCAAUGUAUUUAUUCCUCGCUAAUCUGUCUUUUAUUGAUGUAUGUUACACCUCGGUCAUUGUCCCCAAGAUGCUUCUUGAUUUUCUAGCCACCAAUAAAAUUAUUUCAUUCACAGGCUGUGCUGUCCAGAUUUUUGCUUAUCUUUUCCUGGGAGAAAGUGAGUGCAUACUCUUGGCGUUUAUGGCUUACGAUCGAUACAUUGCAAUCUGUAACCCUCUACGUUAUAACACGAUAAUGAGCAUUCGGUCCUGUGCGGGGAUGAUAUCUGCUGCAUGGAUGACUGGGUGUGUUGUAUCUUCAGUUGACCUUUUCUUUGUUUGUCUAUUAACAUACUGUGGUCCCAAUGUCAUAGACCACUUCUUCUGUGAAGCUACAUCCUUAAUACUCUUAGCUUGCAGUGAUACAUCUAUAAAUAGAAGUGUAACAUUUGCUGGUGGUUGUAUACUUCUUCUCAUUCCAGUGGCCCUUAUUUUGUUUUCUUAUGUGCAGAUUAUUGCUUCAAUUGUGAAGAUACGUUCUGGACGCUCCAAAUCAUUCUCCACAUGUUUCUCACAUCUAUUUGUCAUUGUGAUUUUUUACGGGACAGCAAUAUUCACGUACAUGCGACCGAGGCAUUCAGGAACAGAUACAACAGAUAAAAUGGUAUCAGUAUUCUAUACAAUAAUCACCCCUAUGCUAAACCCUUUGGUUUAUAGCCUGAGAAAUAAAGAUGUACAAAGAGCACUGAGAAGAAUCGGAACAUGUUUUGCUUUGACAUAA